GCGCUUCGGCUCAAGCCGUUCUUACUUAAUGGGCUCUGAGGUGCUCUCAGGCUUUGAGGUGGUGCUCGCAGCCCUCGCGGUGCUCAUGGCCAUUGGCGUGGGUGCCGAGGCCGUCGAGACCAAAACCAUCCGGGGCGCCGUGGGGGCCGUCUCAGUAGGAAAGGACUUGAAACGCAUUUCUUUGCGUGAGUGUCGCCGCCAGGUCGCUUUGAAACUCGGUUUGCAAGAGCAUGCUUUGGACCAACGCAAGCACGAGUACAAGAGCCUGACAACCGAGGUCGUUUCGGAAACGCAGCCCGACCAGGACGACGCGUCGCCUCUGGAGACCGUGUUGGCUGAGGCCGAGAAGCCGAACUCGUUGCAGUGGGUCUACUUGGAGACCAUAUCGCGCGUCCUGGACGCGACCCUUCCCGACGGCCGCCAGUGCCGCGAUCUUGGCACGAUGAGCCGGGAGGACAUCGGAAAAGCAGUGGCCGACGCAUUCAACAAUCCGAUUCCGACUGGGCCCGCGGGCGGCCGCCCUAGGAAGGCGCCGGGCGGCCAAGCGCUCGUGUCCAUGGCGGUGGUGUUCCAGGAGAAGCACAAAGACGGCGCGAUCCAUUUCCACGCUGCUGUGAAGCUGACCAGGUCGGGCCGUUUCCAGCAGGCCACGCGCGCUCUGCGUGAGCGCCAUUUGUUGCCGAGCCAUUUCUCUGGUUCCCACCGGCGAAUGUGGGGCGCCGCGAGGCACGGGCGCAUGGAGACCCCAGCCAAACCAGAUGUCGACGACGCCCCGUGGGCGUGGCAGCCAGACUGGGCCGGGUUCGCGCGCGAGAACGACGCCAUCGACCUCUUCGAGAUGUCGCAGGGGCCAUGCGUGGCAGGCGCGUGGGCGAAGCGCCGGGAGGCCACGGACAAGGCGGCCGGGGCGACGGGCGCGAUGACGACGUUCGACCUCGUAGACUUGACUUCGACCAUCAUCGCCAAGCACUUGUGGACGAAGGACAGCCUGAUGGCGCGCGUCCAGGACCGCGGGGCGAAGGCCAUGCAGCGGUUCGUCCGCAGCCGAGUGCGCAAGCUGACGGCGGACCUGGAGGAGACGAAGGAGUGGGCGUUUGCCCGCGAGAACGCGGCCUUCGAGGCGGUGGACGAUUGGGCGCUCGUGCGCCGCUGCGCUGAGGAGACAUGCCCCCAUGGCCCGGCGUGCUCGUGCAGGUCAGCCGUGGAGGCCAUCUUCUCCCGCAGCGCCGCUUUUUUCGACGUUCGGGAGCUCGCGGCGUCUCUGCGGGACAUUCUGAUGGUCGGCCCGAAGAAAACGACGAGGGCGCCCUUCCUGGGAGAUAUUUACUGCGGCCCGUUGGUUGUUACUGCGGCCCGGAAGAGCAGGGUGGUUUACCCUUUCGACGACUUGUUCACUCCGAAACGGGUUCUGCACAAGCCUGCCUUGGGCUCCUCCUCUGGACUCCGGAACCUGGCCAGCGGCACGAAGCGUGUCAUCUUCUGGGGCGACUUACGGCCGGUUGAGUUCGCCCGCGAGAAGACCGCCCCCGUCUCUUUGUUCUUGUUUCUGUUCGUCGGCCAGCACGCCGAGAUCCAGGUUUCCCAGUCCUUCAACGACGGGAACAAGGACGUCCGCUGGGACCACGGCGCCGUUUACACGGGCAAGCUGGAGGGCCUCUGGGAGACGACGAAUAAGGUGGGUGCGGAGGACAUCCGGCACAUGCAGAACCGCGCGAGGCAUUUCCCAUUCACCUCCGUCUUGUCGGACGGCUCUUUGCAGGACGUACUCUCGUGUGCUCCGUGCAUGACCGCGUGGAUCGUCCGGGGGGCGGCAAAGUUCGACGCCGUCGGCGUCCUCCGCCCGGCAGACGCCUUGCUGGCGGCUAUCCGCGCGACGGGUGCGGUUGCCGUGGACGAGGUGCUCCCCGCGGACUGGGUCCGUCUGAAUUCGCGGGCCUUGCUGCUCCCGCUCCAGAAGCGCAGACUUCUUGGGCACAUCGGCUCUCCGGCAUGCCAGGCCCUGAUCCUGGCGCCCACGCGCGAGCUGGCCAACCAGAUCCAGAAG
Molecule: messenger RNA, 2044 nt
Organism: Prorocentrum cordatum
Lineage: Eukaryota; Dinophyceae; Prorocentrales; Prorocentraceae
Source: the annotation of a GenBank genome assembly